CGCCCAGGCAGCUGUCCCCUCCCAGACUCCGGCGCCCCGGAGGCGGGGCCGCGAUGGUUCGGGUCAGGGGCCCGAGGUGGAGCUGACAAAGGGCGGAGAAGAGCCUAGCCGAGUUGGGGCCGACCACGAAGCCCUUCUCCGCCCGUCGGGCACUGGCUUCCCGCCCGCCGAUUUCCAGCCGUCAGGGUCACGCUACUCUCUGGAAGCCCAGAAUUCCGGUGCCCCUCAAGCCCCGGGCCCCCGGCGGGAAUGUUCAAAAAUGAGUACCAGGGAGGUGCAUUUGUUGAAAUCUUUAGUGCUCAAGGAAAAACUCCUGGAGCAAAAUGGAAGAUCCUUGGCAGUCCAUCUGUGAUUUGGAAAGAAUUUGAUAAAGAAGUUAAAAGUUUUGUGUUUGUCCUGGAAGGCAGCAGCCAAACAAAUAAAAUUCAGUUACCAAAGGAGAAUAAGGAAAUCCUUGGACUGAUCCAGAGGUUUCUUGUACUUCAGAUUUACAUACCCCUGGGACGAGACUUCUCCACCGAAUUGCUAAUUACUGAUUUAAUGAACAUAAAAAGAAGAUUGUAUUUAUCAACAGUCCAUAAGGAACUGUCCUCAACCCCUCUUCAUGCAAAAAUCCCACUCUUCAUGAUCAAACGCAAAAUCUGGUGCAAUCUAUGCAUUGACUUGGUGGCAUUUACCAGUGAAAUAUUCAAAGGAGCAGUUUUCCAGUCACUGGAUGGAAUUAUUGUCUCAGCUAACUGUAAGCUACGGAAGAUCUUCACUUUAAAAUGCUGGCCGCAAGACACUGCUGAUAAAGAUGAUGAACCUACAGACAUCAUUCCACGAAGCUGCCAACUAACGACAGAUGUUCCACAAGUCACACAGCUGCUAAACAUGACUAAACUCCACCAAACUGAAAUAAAAUUUGGAGGUCAUCCUCUAAGUUCAGCAGAAUCAGAUCAGUUCAUUAACAGAGGAACAGGUAGCAUACGGAGCGGUAAAAAUCAAGAUGUUUGUCAUAUUGCCUUUGGAUCCAAAGUUCUUGGACCACCUCCACUCUCUGGCAGAAGGAAUAACAUGAGGAUAUUCAGUGAGACAGUAAGAUCUGUUGGGUCCAAAAAUAACCAAUUGUGCCAGCAGUCUACAGUAGAGAAGUGUGUUAACAGGGCAGAAAUGUCAACCUUGCUGUUACCUGAGUCUGAGGCACAAGGAGAUAAAGAAAAUAUUGGCCACAUAAAGCAGACUGUACCUAUUCAUGCCAAGCUGCAUAUUAUGCAUCCACAUCCCCCUCAAGAACCAUCAGCCGAUAAGAAUAAUAACAGGAGAAGAUUACAGUUAAAAAGAACCAGCAGAGAAAGGACAGAGACACCCAGCGGCAAUUCUUCAGGAAAUAACAGAAAUGAACAUAAAGCAACAACUGUCCUCACCACUGUGUCCCAACAGAGAACAGAGACAUUGAACCCCAGCUCUCCAGCACCCCAGUCUCCUGAUCAAGCAGAUGAGUGGAUAUUUCCUGAACAUGAUGACCACAUCCCCCAUUUGGCCUCCAGCACCCAGUCUCUACUUCUGGAUGAAAACUCCUGCAACACCUCACACCUGUGGCUAGAAACCAGCAAGAAAAAUGAACAUGACCAACAGACAGAGGAAACCCAGAUUGUUCCAAAGAAUAUUUUCACUUUUUCAUCAAGACCACAAUCAGCACCUCAUGGAAAGACUCAGAAUAUGUCCCCAGAGGGGUGCCCAUUUAUUUUGGAUCUAAAAGAGGAUACCAGUGUAACAAGGAGAGACACCCAAUUGGAGGAUGAUUUUUUUGGUGGUGAUAGCACCGAAGAGGGUAACCACAGUGUCCAGGGUUCAACCGGCCCAACAACUAGUCCUUCAAAGUUAACUCAGUUAACAUUAGAGAGCGUGCUGGGCAAGACUGCGAGGUGGACAAGUAAAGGAUAUCUAAAAAAUGCCUACACAGAAGCAGGAGCAUCAGAAAACCAAAAUUCCUUGGCGAAGCAGAUAGAUAAAAAAGACUUUGAAACGAGUUUGGUGCCUACACCAUGCCUUUCUCCCCCUGGAAGAAGGAGUGACUCCUCUCCAAAAAUUCCAGGUCCUGUUAUCAAAGCAAAGGACCUACCAGCACAUCAAGUGUCAUCUUCAAUAUACAACAUCUCCCUACAGGAAAUUUCAGGGGAGAAGUUGAAGCCGAUUCCUGAAGUAUCUGAAUAUGACUGGAGAAACUAUCAACCCAGCCAGAUGAGUGAAUCCGAGUUGCAAAUGCUAGCAAGCCUACGGCGGCAACAGAACGAAGAACUGGAGGACACUGGGGCUCCCCAUAGCCUGAGCACAUCCCAGGUUGACAACUGUAAUGUCAGCAUAAGUACCAGCAGCGAUGACACAACCACCUGGAACUCCUGCCUGCCACCCAACAAAGGAAAAACAUCAAGUUCCAUUGGAGCCUGUCAACCAGGGUCAUCACUAUCAGAAAGAAAUGAAUCCACCUUCUCCUUCUAACCCCCGUCCUUGAAAUGUAGUGUGUCUCUAUGACAUAAAUCACAGCAAGAUCCUUUUUGACCCACCUCCUAGAGAAAUGGAAACAAAAGCAAAAAUAAACAAAUGGGACCUAAUGAAACUUAAAAGCUUUUGCACAGCAAAGGAAACCAUAAACAAGACCAAAAGACAACCCUCAGAAUGGGAGAAAAUAUUUGCAAAUGAAGCAACUGACAGAGGAUUAACCUCCAAAAUUUACAAGCAGCUCAUGCAGCUCAAUAUCAAAAAAAAACAAACAACCCAAUCCAAUAA
Molecule: messenger RNA, 2769 nt
Organism: Physeter macrocephalus (sperm whale)
Lineage: Eukaryota; Metazoa; Chordata; Mammalia; Artiodactyla; Physeteridae
Gene: CFAP20DC
Product: CFAP20 domain containing
Exons: 17
Coding region: 250-2481 (743 amino acids)
Source: RefSeq, a predicted model, not a curated record